UUUUUCACUUCACAUACGGAUCAUAUCGUCUACGAAAACUCACUGAUCUGUCAACAAGCUUCUACUUUACAGAAGCAAAGAGCAAAUGUGAUGAGAUAAAUGGAUCAUUACUGACAGUGUUUGAUGAUGGGGAUGUCACCUUCGUUUUCAAUAAAAACCAAAAAAGUAUCUGGACUGGUCUGCGUUGGAAGGAGAACAAUUUUACCACUUGGUCAAACGGUGACACGUACAAAUACAGUAAAUCAGAAGUCAAUGUAAACAGAAGACAACAAUUAUGUGAAGCUAUUGAAAACAGCACAUGGAGAGGUUUCCCCUGUUCAGAUAAGAAACCUUUCAUGUGCUAUAACGCUACCGGGUACAUUCUGAUUGAGGAUGAACCCAAGGACUGGUGUCAGGCACAAUACUACUGCAGAAGACAUUACACUGAUCUGGUCAGCAUCAGUGACGACAAGCAAAACGCACAAGUGACUGAAAAAGGAAACGCAAAAACAUUUUGGAUUGGGCUGAUGCAUGAUCAGUGGGAAUGGAUUGACAAAAGCUGUUCGACAUACAGGACAUGGUCCAGUGACAGGGAGACAUCUAACGACAUAAUUCUUCAUAGAUAUACAAGAGGAUUACUAGAAACAGACAACAGUGGCUUUAGUUACCAAGUAAUCUGUGCUCAAGGCUCUGUGAGAAUCAAAGUCAUCAACAGAACUUUAACUUGGGAACGGGCCCUUGAAUACUGUAAGAAGCACCACACAGGUUUGCUCCAGAUUGACAGUGAAGAGGAUCAGGCUGCUGUUGAACACUGGCUAAAGCAUGACAACACUGUCAGUGCUGGUCCACUGUGGAUCGGCAUGAGGAGUCCCUUCUUUGGAUUCUGGAUCUGUAAAGAGACGUACAACAACUGGAAGAAUGGCAACCAGCCAGAGCUGCCCUUCAUUAACAACUGUGGCGCCAUCAACAUCAAUGACUACACGUGGACUGAUGAGGACUGCGGGCGCGAGUUACCUUUUAUAUGUGAGGAGGAGAUUUCAUUCUUGAAAAACUAGUUCAUGGUUAUGAAGGUGGUGAUUAGGUUUUAAUAUAAAACCAAUGUGGAAGUGAUGAUGUUGGAGAAUCAUUUUCUUUCUUUCUUUUAUUUUCAAGCUUUUAUCUGGUUAAACUUUGUUGGGGAAAGUAGAUUUUGGUCAUCUUUACUUAAUUAUACAUACAUUUAUCUACAAAGUGAAAACUAAAAUACGUUAGAAUUGACUUUGUUUGCUGUGAUAAAGGACUGUUUUGACAAAGUAUGUAGUUCUAUGGUAAGAUAAGUUAGAAUAUACUGUAGUUUAUAUGAUAUAGAUGCAUUUUAGUGGAUAUUAUGGAAGUUGUGUAACUAACUAUUCCAAUUUCUUGCUAAGGUUUCUAAGUUAUAAAUGUGAUGAGGACAGUACAUACACAGAACAUCUGUCCAGUAAAUGUAUUUGAAUGCUUUUGUGUGAGCCUGUAAUCAUAUAUCUUCUAACUAACAAUAAAAUGUUU
Mugil cephalus (flathead mullet) is the source of this 1506-nucleotide messenger RNA. RefSeq lists its product as uncharacterized. Lineage: Eukaryota; Metazoa; Chordata; Actinopteri; Mugiliformes; Mugilidae. The record is from RefSeq and is a predicted model, not a curated record. The transcript has 3 exons. The coding region runs from base 336 to 1034 and encodes 232 amino acids.